ACCUCUGCAGGACGCUUCACAGCGUGGUUGCUUUCCUGAAGUGGCUAGCAAGGGCAGUCCCCUGAAGUGGGCACCAAGAGACUGCAGCCCUGCUGGCCUGCUGCCCUGAUGACAACAUCUCCACAUCUUCUUCCACCUCAGGCUGUCGGGCAGCCGAUCAUCUACGACCUUUCCAAAAUAACUGGCAGCCUUUACAUUAGUAACAGUGUGGCUGCAAAUAACAAAUUUAUGUUAUCCUGCUAUAACAUCACCACAGUCAUAAAUGCUUCGGUGGAGGUGGUGAACACAUUCUUCGAGGACAUUCAAUAUUUACAGGUGCCGGUGGCCGAUACUCCUACCUCGUACAUCUAUGAUUUUUUUGACCCCAUUGCUGAUCACAUCCACAGCGUGGAAAUGAAACAGGGCCGUACGCUACUGCAUUGUGCCGCGGGAAUAAGCCGCUCGCCUGCGCUCUGUCUUGCAUACCUGAUGAAAUAUCGCUCUAUGACUCUGCAAGACGCCCACACUUGGACCAAGUCCUGCCGUCCCAUCAUCCGGCCCAACAACGGAUUUUGGGAACAACUUAUUCAUUAUGAAUUCAAGCUGUUCAGUAAGAAUACUGUAUGUAUGAUCAAUUCCCCAGUGGGUAGGAUCCCCGAUAUGUAUGAAAAUGAAGUCAAUUCGAUGAUGUCCAUGUGAGCCAUUCUAGCCAGCCUUGGCAUCUGCAGCAGCUCUUAUAGCAAGAUGGAACUUGAACUUGAAUUAGUAAAUAAAAUCAGAGGAGGCUUCUUAGAUGGGCAAG
Molecule: messenger RNA, 781 nt
Organism: Cavia porcellus (domestic guinea pig)
Lineage: Eukaryota; Metazoa; Chordata; Mammalia; Rodentia; Caviidae
Gene: Dusp21
Product: dual specificity phosphatase 21
Exons: 1
Coding region: 109-678 (189 amino acids)
Biological process (GO): peptidyl-tyrosine dephosphorylation
Cellular component (GO): cytoplasm
Molecular function (GO): protein tyrosine phosphatase activity; MAP kinase tyrosine/serine/threonine phosphatase activity
Source: RefSeq, a predicted model, not a curated record